AUGUCGAGUAAAAAGAAGGCUGAAAAGGCCCCUCAAGCUAAAGGAGCUGAAGCUGAAAGCAUAAUAGAGAGCUAUUUAAUUGAACAGUACCGCCCCUUUGCUGUUAAUGACAUCAUUCAAAACCUCCACAACAAGGUGUCCAGAACGAACACCAUCAAGGCACUUGAGAGUCUAACUAAACAACAGCGCAUUACCUGCAAGACAUUUGGCAAAAUUGCAAUCUACGUGUGCAAUGAACAGGAACUCACGAGUACCAAUAUUGGUACCGGAACUGAUGUUUCGAUUGAGACUGUGACGCAAUUAAGGGAGGAGCUAUUAGAAACCGAAAAGGACAGGAGCGAAUACUCGGCGCAACUUCAAGGUGUUAUGAGACAUCCCCCUAACGAAGAACUCCUUGCAAUAGUUGAAGCAAAGAAAGCCGAGGUAUUAGAAGUCAAUAACAUGCUCCAGAAUCUGCUGUCCGAUUGGAAACCGGAAAACGAAGAACUUAUUCAAACUGUUAGGGCCUACGAACAAAAAAUUGGAAAAGAGCUCAGCGCCAGGAAGAAAAUUCUAAAUUCUGCCAUUGCUCUGAUGAAAGAAGCUCUUUCUCUAAAGAACAUCGACGAGUUCUUGGUACGUGUGAUGCCAGGCACCUUCAUCUAA
This is a messenger RNA of Lachancea thermotolerans CBS 6340, 645 nucleotides long. It is a transcript of the gene HOP2, whose product is annotated as Hop2p. Gene Ontology annotation, biological process: meiotic joint molecule formation; homologous chromosome pairing at meiosis; meiotic strand invasion involved in reciprocal meiotic recombination. NCBI's taxonomy places the organism in Eukaryota, Fungi, Ascomycota, Saccharomycetes, Saccharomycetales, Saccharomycetaceae. The transcript has 2 exons. Gene Ontology annotation, cellular component: DNA recombinase auxiliary factor complex; condensed nuclear chromosome. The coding region runs from base 1 to 645 and encodes 214 amino acids. The record is from RefSeq and is a predicted model, not a curated record. Gene Ontology annotation, molecular function: recombinase activator activity; double-stranded DNA binding.